Molecule: messenger RNA, 11787 nt
Organism: Anopheles cruzii
Lineage: Eukaryota; Metazoa; Arthropoda; Insecta; Diptera; Culicidae
Gene: Vps13B
Product: intermembrane lipid transfer protein VPS13B
Exons: 7
Coding region: 1-11787 (3928 amino acids)
Source: RefSeq, a predicted model, not a curated record
AUGUUCAAAAUUGAAUCCUACAUCACACCCAUCAUCCUUAGCUACGUGGACAAGUACGUGAAGAACAUCCGUCCCGAAGACUCGCAGGUAUCGCUAUGGGGUGGCGAGGUAAUGUUUCAAAAUCUCGAUCUAAAGCUCGACGUCCUCGAGGAGGAACUGCAACUACCGUUCAACUUUCUGUCCGGCCACAUCCACGAGCUCUCGAUACGCGUACCGUGGACGAAGAUAGCAUCCGAACCGAUAGUCAUUACGAUCAACACCAUCGAGUUUGUGCUGAAGCUACGGGACACCAAUGACCGGAACCUGCCCAAGAAGGAUCCCCUGCGGAAGGGGAAAAGCACCGAAGAGGCCCCUCCGCCCGGCUAUAUGGCUUCGCUGAUAAGCAAAAUUGCGAACAACAUCACGAUCCGAUGCCAUAACGUGAUACUGAAGUACGUGGAGGAAGACAUCGUGGUGUCGAUGAACAUCCAGCAGCUCUCGAUGGAAUCGGCCGACUACCUAUGGAAUGCGGCUUUUAUCGAUCUGUCGCCGACGAAGGUAUCUCUGCGGAAGCUGAUCAACAUCGUCGACCUUACGAUCUGUUUGGACAAACGAAACUCGGCCGGCAAAAUCGAGGUGUGCCAAGAACCGGUCCUGUACCGCAGUACGUUAGAGGUGCGUAUGCUGGUACGGUACAACAUUUCAUCGCAGGACCGCUCAUCGCUGACGCGGAUCGAUGUACACUCGAAGUUCCUCGACAUCAACGUUUCGUCACAGCAGUUCCCCAUGUUGAUGCGUUUGUUCGAUCUGGCACUGGCACUGAAGCAGGGAAAGAUCAAAACCGAAGCCACUCAACCUGCGUCCGACGGGGGUCACGAGUUGGAGGAUGAAGCGGGUCAGGAAUCGCUUAUUUCGUGGGCCUGGAACUUGUUGCCUUCCUUCUUUCCCGAGGAGAACGAAAGCGAUCAUUCGGAGGAGCAUGACUUCCGGAUACUGCACGCGGGCGUGUAUAUCGAUCAGCUGCGAAUGAUCUUCAAAACACAGGAACUCAUUGGCGACGGUCUCGUGGGUACGACCAAGAAGAUCAAGUACAGCCCGAUACUGCACUUUGAUUUUCACAAUUUCUACGGUGAAAUGAUCGCUUGCGGCAUGAAGUGGUUCAACGUUACCCUCGGCAUUUCGCGCGUCCAAGUCCAAUCGCUGGAAGACUGCCCUUGCGGGCAACGGGUAUCGGUCAAAGAAAUCUUCACAUCGACGGAACCCGUACCAGCCAGUGAGGAAUGUCUGCAUUUGCAGAAUUCGUUCUUCAGCGAUAGCUCGGGAGGUAGUCGGAAGUACAACGUAAAUUGGAACUACCACUUGAGCACCUUCAAUCAGGAGUAUUUGCUACAAAAAUCACCGGCCAUCGCGAUCGACAUCAUCCACGAGGUGCAACUGCCGGACGAUCGGCGAACGUCGGAGUUUGGAAGCGAUCUGGAGUUUAGUAAUCUUGCCGAGAAGUACAUGAUUCGGGCGUAUGUCGGGAAGUUUCGAGCCGUACUCUGUGCCGACACAAUCCAUCGCUUCAGGACUCUGGCUUCGUAUAAGGACUUUUACGAAUAUUCACCAUAUUACGAGGAGAAACCAAUGCCGACGUUGCCACAGCUGCCACCUCCAUCAGCCGAAGAUUACGACGCGCUGAUGAGUGAGAUUCCACUGCGCCAGAUUCACAUAACAUUGAAGAACCCUAUCAUCGAGCUACAUUCCUUCGAUCACGGAACGGACCAGCGAUUGAUCGUAUCCCGCAAGCAAAGCAUCGGGAAACAGGCACCACUCUCACGUCCAUCACUGCGCCUGGAGCUGAAUCGCGUAGAGUGUAACAUUCUGACCCCACUGUACCCGAAUCGGCUGGUUUUUACCACCUGUCAGCUACCGGAACCACCGGCCAAGCUGUUCGAUGCGUGCUAUCAAUCGAUUUCGGGAAACUUGGAACGGUUGCAGGUGAAAUUGUUACAUCCCUUGGAAGAGGUCUCUGAAGCAACCGUCUGCUCCGCGGUCAGCAUGAACUUUCAGCAACGCGUUCUUAUACAUCCGACCCUAUGGCCCAACCCGGAGCUUAACAAAGUGGAACAAAAUGUAACCGUUACCGACCUGAAAGCAAUCGCCAACCCACUGCAGGCGUUAACCGUCGCCUCGAUCGUCCAGUCAUUGCUAGCACAAGAAACCGCCGCACGGAGCUACAUCGAUUUAGAAAACAUUCCCGCAGAAACUUCGCUGCCCCAACAAUCGUUGCCGACUGCAGAUUUGCUGCUUUCGUAUGUUCACCUCCGGAAGGUGGAAGCAGAACGUACCGAGUGCUUCAAGCUGGUCGCUCGUAGCCUGAAGCUUCUCACGUACCAGGAGGCGAACGUUCGGCGAGAAAAAUCGCUUACCGCCCUCUGGCCCGACCAUUCCACAGAUGAGGACUUUCUGACGGUCAUCUUCCAGCUUCCCAAAUCGUUUGACUUCAGCAUCGAACAUCCACCACUGCUGUAUGCGAAGUUGUUGGACCUAAGCUUCAACUUGGAUCCGAACUUCCUCGCCUUUCUUACUCUCUGGCAACAGGCGGUGCUCGCUGAAUGGCAAACGUUUUCGGGCCAACGGACUCGAUUUACUUCCAGCUUGUCCAAGCAAUCGUUACACGCGCCGUCUGGAAGCAUCGGUAAGAAGCAACAUUCCAUAGCAGCAACCUCCGUCCAUUCGAACUCGGACAAGGCUGGUCGACCCACCGGUGGUCCUGUCGCAGUACCGUGUGCUACGUCGACACUAGGCGUUGAUGAAAUGGAUCAAAACGAAUCCAAUGUGAUGGAAGAAACCGCAAGAGCCCCGGCGGGAAAUGGAGAGUUUUGGACACGAUUGGCGAAGAGAAUCAUCUUUCACCUGGAGGUCAGCCACUUCACCGUGUGUCUCCCGGUGAGAAACAUAAUCUUCCACUCCACUGACACGCCUGAGGACGAGUUUGGUGAAAAUGAAAUAUUUAUGCUCAAACUUCCACUAAUCACCGUGGACUCCGCCUUCAAAUGUCAAACACUCUCCAGUUCGAUUACCCGGUUUCCGAUCAGCAUCGCCAAAAGUGUUUGGCCAUCGGAGAAAGACAGCUUCCCGUGGACGAUUUCACUGGCCAAUGCUUCGAGCUGGACGUACCAGCAUGGUGAAAUGAACAAGCUGCUGGACGAAACAACGACCAACAUUUCGAUGGUGCUCAAUUUUAAUUCCGAAACUGCCGCCACGGUCCCAUCGUCGGUCUGCUUCCACGUCGAUACGUCACCGUUUCGCCUAACGGUGCUUAAAGAGCAGCUGGCUCUAAUACGCGAUACGAUUGAUCGGCUGAUGUGCUUACCGAUGCUGCAGUCCCGGGUGUCAGCUAACGGCCGAGUGGCGGCCGGCGGCAGUGGCAAAACAGAGCCAAAGCAUCAGUUCCUCGAAAUUGCCCCACUCUCCGGUGGCAGCUCGAUCGCGGCGGCCGAUCUGAAGGAGUUUCUCGACCUAACGCACAACUCGAGCGGUGGCUCGGAAGAAACGCUCAAAGAUAAUACGGCGACAGGUGGGGAGCGUAGCCCAAUGCCGUCACUCUGGUUGCAGUGGACAUUCUCGAAGCUCACCGUAAGCUGUAUUACGCGCGACGAGCAGCACCGCGAGCGCAUCAAGCUGACGGUAGAGUUUGAGGACAUUAUUUACUCGCUCGACAAGCAGGAAGUGUACUCGCAGGUGAAGGCUAAAGUCGGUUCGAUGAGUGGUGCGUGUUACGAGUGGAGCGACACACCGGGCAAACCGGGCUGGUGUCGGAACGAGGCACUUGCGGUAACGGUCCAAACGGGCGACUCCAGUGAAUCGAGUAAAACGUCCGGCACCGAUACGUUCUUCAGCAUGACGGUCACCAGGGCGGAAACGCAAAAUGUCCACUCGAAGUGGGAUGCGGUAAAACGAUCGCGCGAGCACAACGAAACGUUGGUCGAAGUGUUGAUCAAAAUGGAGCAAAUCGAUCUGCGGCUUGACCUCGAAUUGUUGGGUGAAUGUUUGAAAAUGGUACACGCUUUCCGUGCUCCCGAUACCGGCGAGGAUGCUUCUAUUGCUGCGGCCAAUAACGGCCCACCGUCGUCCGUGGUUGGCGUCAAGGAUUUGCCGCUCAUCCUGUUUUCCAGCAAAGGAAUAACGGUGUUUUUACCUCUUCGUACACGGGCGCUCGAUAAAAGCGGUUCUUGUUCGGUGUACAUUCUGAAAGUUACCUCGAUCACCGUACACCAUAACGUAGAGAAUCCGAUCUGCCGUGUUCCGUUACGCCCGGACGUGUACACGAAGGCAGCCCAAAUGCGCAUCUUGAACGUGCCGGGCUCGAAGAUUGAGGAUCGCCAGUACGAGCUGCUGCUGAAAGAGAUCUCGCUCAGUACGGGUGUUUGGGAGGAUGUGGUACGCUACCUGCAGGAGCAGCAAUCGUCCACCACUCACCACGACAAUCCGGCCUUCGAGUGGAACAACCUUCAACAGGGCGUCCAGCGAAUGUCCCACUUCGAGGUGGUGACCGUUUUUAAGGAAUUCAAUUUUUCCAUCAUCUACGCACCGUGCAUCAUCUACAAGAACGUGCUGAUUUGCAGUCUGGCGAUGGAAUUGAACUGCAUGUCGGACCUACUGAUCGACGUGGAUCUCGAGCAGCUCGCGUUGGUGCAAAAACUCCUGCAGAAAGCGAACGAAAUCAAUGCGUUUCUGUUUCCGGCACCUAUUUCUCGGUCUUCAUCCAUCGUUACCACAAUCCCGUGCUCGAGAAGCAGUAGUGCCGUCGUUGAAACGGCCAGUGAACAGCAGAGCGCCGGCUCCGCGAAACCCUUCGUCACCGAGGAUGGUAGCAGGGAGUCGGUAAAAUCGUACCGCGACUCUGUCCCAUCCUCCGUUCACCGUCACCGCCGAACCAACUCAAAGCUAUCGAGAUGUGAGGAAGAUUCAGGGCUUGAAUCGUACCGCACGUCUGAUGGCAAACGACCUACUUCCAGUAGCAGUCGCCGCAGCGGCCAGCGUCAGCGCAAAAUUUCAUCCAUAUCAUCGGACAGCAACGCAAAAUCCAGCAACCGCAGCAAACCGUCCAUUGUCCAGCAAACGAAUCCGAUCAUCCCAUACGAGAUAUGUUUCCUCGGUGGCUACUUCAAGAUUAAUGUCCACGAGCGCGGUCGCACCGACGGACCGACACUGCGAUUGUCCUUCGCUCAACCGAACGCCCUAGUGUCGUUGAAUUUGCUCGAACGAGUGCUGCAACUUUCACUGUUCGAUGUAACGAUCGCGGUGGGUGAUGAAAAUAUCGUCCGGACCCUGGCUGGCGAACCGGACGAACUCGGCAUUCCGCAACCGUUCGUGAAAACUCGCUUCGUAAACAGUCACACCAAACGGAGCCGCGAGCUACGGGUUGCCUUUAAGAGGCCCAUCAAGUGUACCGUUUGUCCCGGUAAAACCACGCAGUUGAUCGAACUGGCGGGUGUUUUAGGCGAAAUUUUUAACCCUCCACUCGAUGCUCGCAGCGAUCGCGCGACGGGCACGGCAAGUCCACUGCCAAAACCAGUGCUAAGUAGAAACAAGUUCCGUCUGAUACGGUCACAGCUGUUUGAUGUCGAAAAAAUACAGAUCGAACUAGCACAAGUUAUGGUGCACUUGGUCAACGAAGAGGAUUCCGGUCAUCGCGCUCCUUAUAGCAUGAAAUUAUCGUUCUCCUCCGUGGAAUCUUCCAUCCGGAUACAAGAACGCCCCGAGCGGAUCGUAUUCAGCCUGGAUAUGGGCGAAUUGAUGCUCGCUGCAGGAACGUUCGUGAUACUGCACCCGUUUUCAUUCCAACUGCAACUGACGAUCGCGCAAGAGUACUGGAAGCGCGAUCCUCUGGUGCAAAUAAAGCUCAAGUCGUCCUACCUGCAGCUGGACUUGAGUCCAGAUUUGUUCACACAAGCAACAGUCAUUCGCCAGCAAAUGGAGCGCUUGCUGGUAGCUGGAGAGUCGAGCAAAAAGUCAUCCACCAACAACGAAGCGAAGUCGGUGCGUAGUGCCAAUAUGACGCCAAGUCGGGAGCUCCUCAUACCGAUCACACCACCACGCUUAGAAGACAAACGAUCGAAGGGAAUGCAGGAAGAACACUACCAGGAUGAUUUAAGGGCGGGCGCAUUCCAGUUUAUCGAAACGAUGAAGAUCAACGAGCUGCCGUUACCGUAUCAGAUAAAAAUCAUUAACCGUGACGUUGGCAUCAUUUGCUGGCGAUAUCCGCAACCGAGGGCACUACACCAAGUGAUCGUCUUUCCUGUUCCGAUGAAUACUACCAAAUCGGUGAACAUUCAGUGUAAGCUCGAGCACUACUCGGACAUUAAUGCAAGCUUCGUGGAGGUGUGUCAGUUUACGCUUUCGGAAAAUGAUAAAACAUUCCUCAAACUACCACAACGCAAGAUUGCCUCGGCCAUUUGGCGCAUCGUAAUGACGCAGAAUGUAGUUUACGAGGAAGGCUCUUUACGGACUGUCGAUGGUAACGAGGACCACGAUGUUGACGUCCGUGAGGCGCCUGGGAGUGGCCGUGGUUUAUUUAGCACCAUCACCGACGUGCUAUCCGAUAGCACGUACCUGGCGGGGCAGCGUGUGGUCAGUUUACCGUAUCGGCUUCAUCCGAAGAUUUUCGUUGCUUGCAUGCGCGUCGACUCAAUGUUCAGUGCCGAGCUCGUGCCAAACGUGGACUCCACCGUGGAUCUCAGCCCGGUGCAGGUGAAUUUGUUCAACUGCUUCCGGUUCGACACCCACCGGAAGCUACCGAAGCCGUUCGAGCGGUACCGCGUCUGUCGGGAGACGGCCGAAUUCGGUGCGCACAAGUUCAUGAUGCUGAAUGCCCGACGUAUGCGUGGCCAGUGUUCGAUUUACGACAGUUUGGACGUGUUUGUCAGUGCGGAGCUAAAUUUGCACUGCGAUUUGCUCGAUUACAAUCACUUCACGUUCGAGAACGUGGUGGAAGUGAGCAACCUGAAGGCGUACAGCUGGAUCUCGGACACCGCACUGGAGGUGAAAACCAUCUCCGACGAUAUCGUCGUACGGUACGGACCUUCGGUUGGCUACAAUCUUGCCGUUGCGCAACGGCUAUGGAAUGGAAGUGGAGAUGUAGCGGCACAGGAAGCACUCACACUGUACAGCAAGUACAUCGUGUGCAAUCGGACACAGGUGGUGCUAAAGUUCGGCCAAGUCGACACACCGGAGAUGAUCUUCCUCGCACCCAACGAACUGUGUCUCUAUGCGUUCCGAAGCUGCCGCCAUCGGCAGCAGUUGCAGAUUUACUUCACCGAGGGGACAACGCAAAUAACGACCGAACCGUUCGAUGUUUCCACCGAAGGGCUCCGUCAGGUGUCGGUGCAGUCCAUCUUCGAAGAAGACAUGGUUGACGAGCGGAUGCUACUCGUGCGCGUAGAAAGCCUUUCCUCGGGCACUCAGUGCAGCGUAACGAUCGAGGGGCAGAUCAGCUUCUGUAAUAUGACCGCACAGCCGUUACGCUUCCAAUAUCGUUACUACAAAAUCAUCCCGAACAGUGAGCGUAACUACACGGCGACCAGCUUCGUGGUCGGUCCGUCGGGUGACAGUCUAAAUCUGUUCGCUGCGGCCAACAAUCGCAACCAGCAAAGCAUCAACAUUGCGAUCGAAGGUGAAGCCGGCAAGGUUAGCUGGUCGGGUGACGUUCCGUUGCGGGAAAUCAUGAAUGGUGGUAUGAUGCCGUAUCUGGUAAAGGUGCCCAGUGCAACAAUCACUCGCGAAGGAUACCUCAGUUUUUGGGUUCGGAUCGUGCGCGAAAAGAUUACUGAAAGCCGGCAAUCCAACGCGGCCACCGGAGAGGCAUUGGAGCGGGUGCUGGUGAUCGUUUGGCCUUUGUUUAUGAUUGAAUCAUUCCUAACGGUUAACACGACGGCCUACGAGGAGAAGAUCGAUCGAACGUUUUCGGUGUAUGGGCAGGGACAGCGCCGGCAGCUCGAUCUCGCCGGGACCAACUCCGAUGAGCAUGAGCUCACGUUCCGAAUGGACUUUAACUCGCUGCACGGCGAAGACAAGCGCAAAGCAUUGCUAUCCUACCGGCUGAUCGAUGGCAAAACGUUCUUCCAGGUACCCGCUCGAUUACGUAGCGUUGAAGCAGCCCUCGCGGCACUGAAGGCUGCCCAAUGUGACAGCGGUUGGCCGUGUUCGCGUGAGGAAGAGCUGCGUUGCCGGCGAGAGAAUUCCAUUCAGGAGGCCACGUUUCCGCUCUACCACUGCUCGGCAGCGUAUGAAAUGUCCUGCUGCCUUAUGCUCAGCAUUGCCCCGUGGGCACUGUUCAUCAAUCAGCUCGGCUGCGAGGUGCGAUUACGGAGCGGCAACAGUAACGACACGAACAUCAUCGCCCCGAACAGCAUCAUCAUGCCGGUCCACGUGGAGACGGGCUUCACGCUCGAGAUGCAUGACGGUCUCAACCAGCAACUGCAGUCGGACUUCAUUUACAUCCAUGCACCGGAUGCGACGCAAAAGCAGACCGCUACCAGCUAUGCCGUCCUUCCGCUGGACGGCACGAUCGACAUCAGUAUUCGCAACGAAAGUGGAAUCAUGAAUCUAGUCCUAGCUUCUAUCACUGAACACAAGACACGGGUUUUCAUCUUGGCGUCUCAGUUUGUGGUUACCAACAAUUCUAGCAUCGAUCUGCAUUGCUGGUCAUUUGCACUGCCUGCUAACGAACGGAUCGACCAGCUAAAACUGACCAACCCAGGACCGCAUAGUUGCUGCUACAGUCUUCCAAAAAAUGUCCCCAAAUGUGACAAUCCCAGGGGCAGUGUGAUAACGAUGUUUAAUAAUAUCUCGCAACGCAAAGCGAAGAUCAAACCGAGUGCUGGUUUCAACCACUACCUGGCGGUGUACCAACGGCGCGAAAAUGGAAGCGACUUUUCGGCACCCAUCUUUCUCAACAAACUCGUUCAGAGGAAAUCGUUCAGCGUGCCGUUCGAGGGUCGCAAUCAUCCGCUGUCGCUGUCGAUCAUAAUGCACCAGGGCCAAUCGUAUUUGUCGAUCUUCGACGACCCCUGCCCAUCAUACGCCAUCGAGAAUCGCACGGAUUUCCACAUCUAUGUCGCACAAUCGGAUACGGUUCAGCCGAACAAGGCAGCGGCAGCCGUUCCUGAAGUUCUGGACUCUAAUUUUACAUGGUACCAGACGGUAGGAUCACGCCAAACUAUCUACUACACGCCCCCAUCGCUGGACGAACUGUUUCCGGAGGCGCAGGAAACGCAGGAACUGGCGCUCAUCUUUGCCUGCGUUAGUGGUAGCGCUAUCCGAUGGUCGCAUCCCGUCAAGACCGAUGAAAACAAGAGCAUCUUUCUGAACAUCCCGCUUUACGGUGAUUUGAAGCUGGCGGUGCGGGUACGCAACCGUACAACACAUCUCGUGAUUGAUUACAUCAGUGAGGAUUUGGAGUUUUCGGCCAAAGACAUUCGAACGCGGCUUUCGAAUCCCAUACGACCGGAACCGCAGCCGCAGGGGGAAGCUUCAGGCCACAAAUCGUUCGUCGAUCCAACUCCGACCGAUUUCGAUCAUCUGUCAGUUUCUUCCGAGAUUCCGAAUGCUCACAGCGGGCAGCUUGCGGAUGAGAAAACGGUUCAGGUUCAGAGCUUCUUUCGAUCGCUGAUGAUCACACUGUUCCACGAUCGACCGGAACGCGGUUGCCACAAGAAGGACGUAAUUUCGUUCAAUUUCGAUCGAAUUGGUGUGCGGCUGGAUCGAAAUGCAGAGUCGUCCGGAAAAGCAGGCGGAAGCAAAGCCGUGUUGAAUUGUGUCAACAUUCAGAUAGACAACGAGUUGCACACCGAUGGCGAGUACGACUUUCCCGUUGUUCUGUGCAGCGAAGAUCACGAGGCAAAGCAACGGAAGUGUGUCGUUGCUCAGCUUCCGAACCACUAUCGGUUGGAGGAUCAUCUGGAGCAGCUGGCACGGGUUGCCCUCUGCACGCUCGAGUGCGAGCUGGCAAAUGAGCAGUGGACAAGUGUCGAAGCAGUGCGCCUGAAAAUCAACCCAAUUCGUGCGUACAUCGAAGACACGUACAUCAACGUUCUGGUCGACUAUCUGGUCGAGUGUCUGCCGGCGGAACUGUUGCAAGAACCUGAUAGCGCACUGCGGAAUCCCCGAGUGCGGUGCGAGCGAGGCGAAACCCUAAUACCACGGGUGGUGCUCCAGCAGGCGUUGUACCUAGCGGAACCGAUCAAGUUCCGCACCAUUCGUAUCGAGCCCCUCAACGUGCUGCUGUCGGUACACGCUUGCAUGCGGCUCUACAUCGCCCUCGACCACAGCCCCCUUGAGUUCGCUGCAUUCGAGCGACGCGCCAUUCGGACGCUUCCGAUCAAGUUUGGUAAUGCGGUCGGCAUGCACUACCUCUCGGGUGCCAUCUUUGGCGGCGGGUGGGUGAUCGGAUCGCUUGAAAUUCUGGGCAGUCCCAGCGGAUUAGCCAGGUCGGUCACGAGCGGCUUGCGUGACUUCGUGUCCUUACCCGUGCAGGGUUUGUUCCGUGGUCCGUGGGGAUUCCUGGUGGGCGUAACGCAUGGAUCUGCUUCAUUGAUUCGAAACAUCACCGCCGGAACAGUGAACUCAGUAACAAAACUGGCCCAAUCGGUAUCCCGCAAUCUGGACCGUCUCACGCUCGAUACGGAGCAUGUCCAGCGCACGGAUGCACUGCGUCGUCGUCGUCCACAAGGGAUGACCGAUGGUUUUACCCAAGGUCUAACCGGGCUGGGCAUUAGUUUGCUCGGUGCGGUCGGCGGUCUGGCACAUCAUCCCCUGCAAGCCACGAACCCGAUCGGUGUGGUUACCGGCGUCGGCAAGGGUAUCGUCGGUGCAUUCACCAAGCCGAUUAGCGGUGCUGCGGAACUGGUGGCGCUCACUGGCCAGGGAAUGCUUCACAGUGUGGGCUACAAUACGUUACCAACGCCCAAGCUCGCACGUCAAACACUGCAACCACUCGAACCGGUCUCCCAUAAAGCGCUCUGGGAACCGCAUGCGGCCUGCGAAGGAUCACUUCUGUUCACCGUGCAGGCCACGCUCUGCACGGCGUCCGGUGAAUAUCGUCUCGUUUUGGUGGCGAUCUACAGUAAGGCUCUCGUGCUGUACGACGUGCACGACUGCCAACUGGUGGAAGUGCUUGACCUGAAAACGGUAUUCUUCGUCGACACGGACGAAGAAAGCGAUUCGACACGCCUAACCAUCCGCGUUCGACCAAAGCUUCCUCCGCCGUCCUCGUUCGAUCAAUAUCCCAUUUCGAGCCGCACGUACGAUUUCGUGCGGGACUCGACCAUGCAACUGCCACGCAUUGCUGGACCUACCCUCCAGCAUUAUUUUAGCAAAGUACCGGUCAAAAGUGGACGGGUCCGGCCCCAAGGGACGGAUGCAGUUCCACAAUCGUCCAGCAAACCACGCGAAAAACCGGAAGGGAUGCUACUGGGAGUGGCUGCCGAUGGUGGCCCAGCGAUCGAUCCGAUCAAUGAACGACGAUCAUCCGUCAUACUAGACGUGGAAUCCGUGAACGAGGAAGACCAGUCGGGUGUACGGGGUCUGAACGAUGGUACGGAUUCAACCAUUGAAGCCGAUGAUAACGAAGCACAAACAUCUGAUAAGUCCGUCCUCGAUGAUAGCGAAAGAAGGGUGGUCAUUUUCUUGGAUGAAAACCUAGUCAAGUAUCUGAUCACUUACGUGAACCUACUGAAGCGAUCAUCCGAAAGCCAGUCUACGAUCGGUAGUGAUGGACGGUGCGGCGAGGAACGUGUGGCCUUCCAACCGUUUGAUUACUAG